Messenger RNA from Gallus gallus (chicken), 2911 nucleotides. RefSeq names its product major vault protein (gene MVP). Lineage: Eukaryota; Metazoa; Chordata; Aves; Galliformes; Phasianidae. Gene Ontology annotation, cellular component: nucleus; cytoplasm. The transcript is spliced from 17 exons. Bases 171 to 2816 code for a protein of 881 amino acids. The record is from RefSeq and is a predicted model, not a curated record.
GGGGCGGCCCCGAUGGGCCGGGCCCCGUCUGCCCGCAGGGCUGGGCCAGGCCGAAGGGAAGUAGAAAAGAAAAAGUUAAAAAUAGUCAUUUCCGCGUCCUCCUGCCCCGGCACAACGGCACAACAGCACAACAGCCAGGUGUUGUGCCCCACGGUGAGGUCCUCUGCCCUAUGUCUACCACCUACACUGAGCCUCAGCAAGCUGUUCUGCUUCACAGCACGUUCCAGCAAGGUCUCCUGCUCCACUGUGAAGAAGUCUCCUUCCCCAUGGAGGACCCUGUGAUCCGCAUACCCCCCUACCACUACAUCCAUGUGCUGGACCUCAACAGUAACGUCACUCGUGUGGAGGUUGGACCCCACUCCUUCAUCCGGCAGGACCAUGAGAGGGUGGUCUUCUCCCCCAAGCGUAUGGUGAUGGUCCCCCCCCGGCACUACUGCGUGGUGCUCAAUCCCGUGGCCCGGGGCCCAACGGGGGCCGUGUUGUUCGAUGGGGCGGGGCAGGCCCAGCUGCGACAUGCUGACCUUGACAUCCGCCUCACCCAGGAGCCCUUUCCCCUGUAUCCCGGCGAGGAGCUCCAGCAGGGUGUCACCCCGCUGCAGGUGGUGCUGGCUGAUACUGCCCUGCGCCUUCGAGCUUUGCUUGACUUUGAGGAUGAGGAUGGGAACAAGUUUGUGGCAGGCGACGAGUGGCUCUUUGAGGGUCCUGGCACCUACAUCCCCCACAAGGAGGUUGAGGUGGUUGAGACGUUGCAGGCCACCAUCAUCAGGCACAACCAGGCCAUCCGCCUGCGGGCGCGCAAGGAGUGCCUGGACCGUCAGGGCACGCGGCGUGUCACAGGUGAGGAGUGGCUGGUGAAGCGGGUGGGUGCCUACCUGCCAGGGGUCUAUGAGGAGGUGGUUGACGUCGUGGAUGCCUAUGUCCUCACUGACAAGAAAGCCCUCCACCUGCGAGCUACCCGGACCUUCGAGGAUGUGCAGGGACACGUGCGCCGCACAGGCGAGGAGUGGUUGGUGACACAGGAGCAGAGUGAGGCCUACGUCCCUGAUGUCUUCGAGGAGGUGGUGGCUGAGGUCCUGGUGACAACUUUGGGUCCCCGACAGUAUUGUGUGGUGCUCGACCCUGUGGGACCCAACGGGCAGCCCCAGUUGGGACAGCAGCGUGUGGUCAAGGGGGAGAAAUCCUUCUUCCUGCAGCCGGGUGAGCGGCUCCAGGCUGGCAUCCAGGACGUCUAUGUGCUCUCUGAGGAUGAGGGGCUGCUUCUUCAGGCUCUGCAGACAAUCAAGGACACCGACGAGGAUGGGACAGAGGUGAUACGGCGUGCAGGGGACCGCUGGCUGGCCCGAGGUCCUCUUGAGUACGUGCCACCAGCCGAGGUGACUGUGCUGGAGCGACGCCAAGCACUGGCCCUGGCUGAGAACGAGGGCAUCUAUGUGCGGGACAUCCGCACUGGCAAGGUGCGAGUGGUGACGGGGCAGACCUACAUGCUGACAGAGUCUGAGGAGCUGUGGGAGAAGGAGCUGCCCCCUGGGGUUGAGGUCCUGUUAGCUGAGGCUCGUGGGGACACAGCUGGUCAAGAUUCGGGCAUCCAGUCAUCCUCAGGCCCCAGUUUUGGGGUCCAGGAGCGGGACCGGACCCGUGCCGUCACAUAUCAGGUGCCCCAUAAUGCUGCUGUGCAGGUCUAUGACUACCGGGAGCGGCGAGCACGAGUGGUACUGGGCCCUGAGCUGGUGGUGCUGGGCCCUGGUGAGCAGCUGACGGUGCUGUCCCUAUCUGGAGGCCGCCCCAAACGGCCCCAUGCGCGCCGCAGCCUCUGCCUGCGCCUCGGCCCUGACUUCUGUGCUGACAUUGUCACCAUUGAGACAGCUGACCAUGCACGGCUGCAGCUGCAGCUGGCUUACAACUGGCACUUUGAGGUGCCUGAGGAUCCAAAGGCUCUGGGGCGUCUCUUCAGUGUCCCUGACUUUGUGGGGGAUGCCUGCAAGGCCCUGGCCUCCCGUGUGCGUGGAGCUGUUGCUGCUGUCACCUUUGAUGACUUCCACAAGAACUCCAACCGCCUCAUCUGCUCAGCUGUCUUUGGCUUUGAUGAGGGUGGACGGCUGCGGGAGCACCUGCGCUUUGUCCCCAAUGGGCUGGUGGUGACGAGCGUCGACAUCCAGAGUGUGGAACCUGUGGACCAACGCACACGUGAUGCACUGCAGCGCAGCGUCCAGCUGGCCAUCGAGAUUGCCACCAACUCCCAGGAGGCUGCUGCCAGGCAUGAAGCUGAGCGCCUGGCACAGGAGGCCCGGGGCCGCCUGGAGCGCCAGCGGCUGUUGGACCAGGCGGAGGCAGAGCGGGCACGCAGGGAGCUGCUGGAGCUGGAGGCCCUCAGUGCUGCGGUGGAGAGCGCCGGUGCAGCACGGGCGGAGGCCCAGGCCAGAGCAGAGGCUGCGCGCAUCGAGGCCGAGGCUGCCAUCUUGCAGGCCAAGCUGAAGGCAGAGGCUGUCGCCAUAGAGACGGAGGCAGAGCUGGUGCGGCUAGAGCGGAUGCAGGCGCAGGAGGUGCGGGCACAGCGGGCACGGGCAGAGGCGGAGGCGGCGCGGGCACAGGCACUGGCGGCUGUGGAGGCCUCAAAGGUGCGGGAGGUGGCAGCAGCCCUGGGGCCUGAGACCAUCCGGGACAUUGCCCGUGCUGGGCCUGAGCUGCAGGUGAAGCUGCUACAGGGCCUUGGGCUGCAAUCUGCCCUCAUCACCGAUGGAGCUGCUCCCCUGAACCUCUUCAGCACCGCCCGUGGGCUGCUGGGGCUGGCGGUUCCUCCGGAACCCUCAACCUCAUAGGGCUCAGCACUAACAGAAAGCAGAAAUCCAGGGAUGCUGAGCACUCAAAGCUUCCUUUUUUUUCUUUUCCAAAAUAAAGCAGAGUGAUAGCAGUA